AUGUCAGAUGAUAUGAAUAAUUAUAAUCAUAAUGGUGGGGAAAUUGAAUCUGUAUCGCCAAUAAGGCUAACUUCUCGAGACAAUAUGUGCUCUUUACCGCCACAUCUUCUCAAUAAAUAUAUGCCUCAUUUUCCAACAAAUCCAUCUCCAUUGAGACAAUUGUUGGAAUUAACUGAAUAUGCUGAGGAUAUCGAUGAUGAAGAUCUUGAGAAUGAUGGUGGUGAAGAUGGAGGGGAUCGUGGUAUCAGUGACAUAUCUGACGAUUUUGAAUUUAAAAAACUAUCGCCAACUUCAUUUUUAAAAUGGAACAAUGAUAAAUGGGGCAUUAUUUCUAAGAAAAAAUCUACUGGUAGAGGAAAUAAUACGAAAUUUAAGAAAUAUAUUGAAAACUCUGAUAGGGACGGUCCAUCUUUAAUUAAAAAAUUGAAACCAGAGUUAUUUAAUUUGCAUGUAUUGACUGCAUUAUGUAAAGGUUGUAUCUCUCCCACUGCAAUCGGUAUCCUUAUAGCAAUAAAAAUCUACAAUAUCAGCUUAGAGCAUAAUGGUUAUACUCUAGAUUCUAGAAUUGAAAAAAAUAGUUAUGACAAUCUUUAUUCGUGUAAUGGAUUUGUCAUGGGUGAUGAAAAUAAUUCAAAUUCGAGUGAAUCCAAUUUAGAGAGACCACCGAUGUUUGGAGUUGACUAUUUGGAAUAUUCAAGGGAUUAUUUUGGUGAUGAUAACGAAUGCAAAGAAGGAGAUAAUUUUGAUGACAAAGGUGAUGAUAAUGUCGACAAGAUAUAUAUAGAGGAGAAUAAAACAAGUAUAAAACUACCGUCGCCAACUUGGGAUAAUUCUAAACCAAAAUAUAAGACGUUGUAUAAUACAUUAUAUUAUUCACAAUUGACAUUGAAUGGGGUUGUAUUGUUGUUGAUCACUUCUCUGACGAUAAAAUUCAGUAAAACAUUAUACUAUGAAAUUUCAAAAGUAAUGUCAGAAAAGAAACUUCAAUUUGAAUAUAAAUCAUUAGAAUGCAAAGAAAAUUAUUUCCAUAAUAAUUGUGGAACAAGUAAGCCAAAGGCAUCGAUAGUAGCUGAACAUUGCAUUGAAUGGAAAGAAUGUAUGUCAAAAAAUCAAGAUUUUUUUUAUUUAUUUAAAUCAUCCAUGUCAAUUGAGUUAAUAUACCAAACACUUGAAUCAUUUUUCAAGCCAAUGGCAUUUAAGGAAGCUAUUUUAAUAGUGAUAGGACUGGCUAUAUGGUUAUUUAGCUCUAAUUUUUUAUUUGGAUUCUUUAGAGUUUUAAGCUAUCAUGGAAUAUCAUCCGAUUCAAUUCCCCCAGAAAAGAAACACAAUUGA
Molecule: messenger RNA, 1332 nt
Organism: Vanderwaltozyma polyspora DSM 70294
Lineage: Eukaryota; Fungi; Ascomycota; Saccharomycetes; Saccharomycetales; Saccharomycetaceae
Product: Brr6/Brl1 family protein
Exons: 1
Coding region: 1-1332 (443 amino acids)
Biological process (GO): nuclear envelope organization; lipid homeostasis
Cellular component (GO): nuclear envelope; nuclear membrane
Source: RefSeq, a predicted model, not a curated record